AUGAAUGCCAUACAGAAAAUCAAUAAGAUAAAUCAGAAGGAGCUAGAAAAUAAUGUCAGCGAUUCCGCUUCUUGGCAUGCCGAUUAUAAAGAUACUUCAUACAUCUACAUUGGUUUCUUACCAUUCGAUCUAAAUGAAAUGGACAUAGUCAAAAUAUUUUCACAGUAUGGUAUACCAACACAUCUUAAUUUAAUGAAAGACAAAGAAACAGGAAAAUCUCGAGGAUUUUGCUAUUUAAAGUAUGAAGAUUAUAAAUCGUGUGUGCUAGCAAUAGACAACUUCAAUGGUAUACAAUUACGAGAUAAAAAGAUCAAGGUUGAUCAUGUAUAUUAUUAUUUGAAAGACGGUCAAGAUGAGAAUGAUUUUAUUAUUGAUUACAGUGAAGCUGAAAGAGAAUUGAAGGAAAUUGAGGAUGAUUCCAAGAAUAAGGAGACCAAGUUAAUCAAGGGUAAAAGUGCACCUGAUGAUCUCAUGACGGAAUAUGUAGAGGACCAAGAUGAUCAUGGUGAAUUUGAUGACCCAAUGGCAAAUUACCUAAGAAACAAAGGAGACGAAAAUGACCAAUUUAUGGAUCCAAUGGCGACCUAUAUUGGGAGUAAAGAUGAUAAGCAUAAGAGUAGUCGUCAUAAACAUAGGCACAGGCAUAGAAGCGAAAGAAGCAGAGAUAGAAGCUCAAGGGAGAAACGCUCAAGGUAUAAAAGUCCAUCAAGUCGAAUCCAUAGAGAUAAGAGUUCGAGUCAUAGAGAAAGAAGUCCAUCAAGUCAUAGGCAUAGAAACAGGAGCCUGGCAGAUGACAAGGAAGUACAGAGAACUCAAUAA
Molecule: messenger RNA, 819 nt
Organism: Debaryomyces tyrocola
Lineage: Eukaryota; Fungi; Ascomycota; Pichiomycetes; Serinales; Debaryomycetaceae
Source: the annotation of a GenBank genome assembly